AUGACCGUGGAAGAGUACCAAGUGGCCCAACUUUGGACUGUUAUUGAGGCUUCAAAAAACGAAACCGGUGGUGGAGAGGGUGUGGAGAUACUAGUUAACGAACCGUUUUCCGCGGGCACUGAAUAUGCUCCAAAAGUUGCACUUCCUGGUGGCGAUGCACACACCAGCGGUCAAUAUACACUUAAAAUCUAUCAUUUGGCGUCAAAGGUUCCCGGUUUUAUCAGUGCUCUCGCUCCGGCGAAUUCGCUGAAUGUCAAAGAGGAGGCGUGGAAUGCGUUUCCUUACUGUCGCACUGUAAUCACGAACGGCUAUAUGAAAGAUAGUUUCUUUCUGAAGGUUGAAUCAAUGCACGUCCAAGACAAAAUUGACAUUGAAAAUAUUCACGAGUUGUCGCCCGAAAACUUGGCGAAACGCGAAGUGAUCUAUAUCGACAUUGCAAGCGAUCCCGAUCGCGGAUACAAGGCUGAAUGGGAUCCUAAGCUUUUCCAGUCCAAGACAACCGGACGUGGACCUCUUUCUAAACAACGGUGGUGGGAGAAUACUGACAUGCCAGUAAUGUGCGCCUACAAGUUGGUGACUUGUGAAUUCCAGUGGUGGGGUCUGCAAACGGUGGUGGAGAACUACAUCGCCAGAUUGGAACAACGUAUUUUCCACACCUUCCAUCGUCAAUUGUUCUGUAGCAUUGACAGUUGGCAUGGUCUUUCAAUGGACGACAUUCGCCGACUAGAAGCGCAGACCAAGUUAGAGCUCGACAAGGUACGUUUUGGGUCACGUUGCUUUUGA
Molecule: messenger RNA, 783 nt
Organism: Mesocestoides corti
Lineage: Eukaryota; Metazoa; Platyhelminthes; Cestoda; Cyclophyllidea; Mesocestoididae
Source: the annotation of a GenBank genome assembly